AUGGAAAACGACCCGACAACCCCCAACUCCCCUCACAGCAUCAGCUGGCUCUCCGACCGAACCCUCUCAAUCUGCACAUCAACCACAACCAUAGCAGAUACCCUAAGCCCAAUGAGCAUGUCCUCCGCAAGCAUAACACCUCUAGACCUCACCGAAUCCCCCUUCCCAAUUGAAUAUCCCAACAUCACCUUUCGCGAAAGCCCUAACUUCCACCCUCAUUUCCUACCCCUCCUUCGCCACCUCUCCUCCCACCUCUGGCCCCUCGUCAACUGCGAAACAGGCCUCCAACACCCGGACUUCCCACCAAACAUGCUAGCCUACAACCUUCUGACCUCGGAGCAGGUCGAUAACCUCGCCCGUCAUUUCCAUCAGGUCUACCCGCCUGUCCCUGCCACAUAUAAUUAUCCUGUUCAUAUUACCCCGUGGAUUGGCACGGCGGAGGAGAAGACCAUUGAUCUCCCUACGAGGGUGCGGAGGUUAGGGCGAUUUUUUGGGUUGAUGGGGUGUGAGGAGGAUGCGGAAAUGGAGGAUCAUGAUGAACAUGGGAGUGGUAGUGAUAAUGGGGAAGAUAUGAAUGGAGGUGAAGAUGAGGUGCUACGCCAGAUGGAGUGGGAGUGGCAGCAGGCGUUGCAAAGAGCGUAUGCUGAGGAGGGGCAUCGGUGGAACUUGAAGUGA
This is a messenger RNA of Penicillium roqueforti, 675 nucleotides long. RefSeq lists its product as uncharacterized. The transcript has a single exon. The record is from RefSeq and is a predicted model, not a curated record. Bases 1 to 675 code for a protein of 224 amino acids. Lineage: Eukaryota; Fungi; Ascomycota; Eurotiomycetes; Eurotiales; Aspergillaceae.